AUGCCGCAGGUUUCUUCUGCGGACCUCGCGGCCUUGGCGGCGGAGGAUCAGGGGACGGCGCUCUGGACCAUUGUCACCACAUUCUCGGUGCUGGCGCAGGUCGCCGUCGUCGGUCGGCUGUGUGCGAGGCGUCUUAAGGGGGCGUCGUUGGCCGCCGAUGACUACCUAAUCUGCCUCGCCCUGGCCCAAUCCUGGACACUAUUUGGCUUGUUCAUCGGAUUACGGCAAUAUGGACUCGGCAAGCACCGUGCCGCCGUGGUCCAGGACUCCCUCACGACAUUUUACCGCUUCCUCUACUACUACCAGAUCGUAUACUGCAUAACACCGCCGACGAUAAAGCUGUCUUUGCUCUUCCUCUAUGGGCGAGUCUUUCCGUCUGCCCGCUUCCGCACCCUGCUAUGGAUCACAGGCGCGAUAGUAGCGGUCUGGGGGGUUGCGUCGUUGUUCAUCAGUAUAUUCGACUGCAACCCCAUCGAUGGAUUCUGGACGCGUCGAGGGAAAUGCAUUGACUACAAGAUGUUCGGAAUCGGCUAUUCCAUUGUCAACAUCGUCACAGACUUCGCCGUGUGGCUGAUGCCGAUACCCAUCAUGUGGAGGGUACAGCUGCCGCUGGCCCAAAAGAUUGCAUUGAGCAUCAUCUUCUUGCUCGGACUCUUGUAA
Purpureocillium lilacinum is the source of this 660-nucleotide messenger RNA. RefSeq lists its product as uncharacterized. NCBI's taxonomy places the organism in Eukaryota, Fungi, Ascomycota, Sordariomycetes, Hypocreales, Ophiocordycipitaceae. The record is from RefSeq and is a predicted model, not a curated record.